AUAAUUAAUAAUGUAAAACUAUAAUUAUUAGCUGCGUGUAUUAGUAAUCGGUUGAAUUUUAACUGUUAAUAAAAUACUCAUCGCAACAAUGAAAUAAAUAAGCGUGCAAUUAGUAUAAUGUACAACUACAUAAUACUUGGCUGUUUGUAUUAGUAAUCGGAUGAAAUUUCAAUUUCGACGAAUAAACAUACGUACACACAAACGAUUACCCUCCUUUUCACACCUGUCCACGCGUGCGGCUUGCGCUUGCGUAAACGCGCAAACCCCGCGCGAAACCCCGAGCGCGUUCCGAAACUCAUCGUCUCGGCUUUCCGCCGUCUCGGGCGUACACAAUUACACACGCGCGCUCGUGGAUGGUCGCGUGUGGGUGGUCGCGUGGUGCUCGCCUAUUGCCGUGCGGCGUGGCCGCUCUGCGUGAUACCCGGAGUUGCUGCCGUAGAAUGCGGUAGAAUGUGACGCGCGUGGUGCGGACGCCGCGGGGAUUUCAGCAUCCGCGAGUUUCGCAAACGGUAAUCGCGCCGCGCCGCGCCGCGUCGCCUCGCGUCGCCACGCUCCGCGUCAUCGCGAAGAGAGGGAGAGUGGGCGGAUCGCGUCUCGUCCGCGCGGCUCGACGGUCGCGCGUCCCGAUUUGACGGCGCGGCUCCAGGAUGCUGCGGUUCCUGUCGCGACGGAGGGCGCGCGGCGUCGGCGGCCAAGUGUCGCAGAUCAAGAACCAGAGGCUGCCCAGCAACAAGAAUGUCGUGCAAUGCAGAGUGGUCUUGCUGGAUGGCACGGAUCUGCCCAUAGAGCUGUCGAAAAAAGCGCUGGCUAACGACUUGUACGAGCAAGUAUUCUAUAGCCUCGAUUUGAUCGAGAAGGAUUACUUCGGACUCCAAUAUACAGAUAGCAAUAACGUCCAACAUUGGCUGGAUCCAACGAAACCUAUCAAAAAGCAAGUUAAAAUCGGGCCGCCGUAUACGCUUAGAUUGAAAGUAAAGUUCUACUCCUCGGAACCGAACACGCUGCGCGAGGAGCUGACGCGGUACCAGUUCUUCUUACAAUUGAAACAAGACUGCCUCGAAGGCAAGCUCCACUGUCCUCAUCAAGUCGCGGUCCAGUUAGCCGCUCUGGCUCUUCAAUCCGAACUGGGCGAUUACGAUCCCGUUAUGCACAGCGCCGCGACCGUGUCGGAAUUCCACUUCGUGCCGAGCCAGACGGAGCAGAUGGAGCUGGAGAUCCUGGAGGAGUACAUCAAGUGCUCCGGUCUCACUCCGGCACAGGCGGAAUCGGCGUAUCUCAGCAAGGCCAAGUGGCUGGACAUGUACGGCGUCGACAUGCACACCGUCCUUGGCAAGGACGCUUGCGAGUACUCUCUAGGCUUGACCCCGACCGGCAUACUUGUCUUCGAGGGCACGCAGAAGAUCGGCCUGUUCUUCUGGCCGAAGAUCGGCCGUCUGGACUUCAAGAAGAAGAAGCUGACGCUGGUGGUCGUCGAGGAGGACGACGAGGGCAGGGGCGAGCAGGAGCACACCUUCGUGUUCAGGCUGGUGAACGAGAAGGCCUGCAAGCAUCUGUGGAAGUGCGCGGUGGAGCAUCACGCCUUCUUCCGUCUACGCGCGCCGGUCAAGGGCGCCAGCGGCCGUCAAAACUUCUUCCGCAUGGGCUCGCGUUUCCGUUACAGCGGCAAGACGGAGUUUCAGACGACGCAGUUGAAUCGGGCGCGCCGCACCGUGCAAUUCGAGCGACGGCCGAGCCAGAGGUAUGCGCGACGGCAAAGUCACGUUCUUCGCGAACGGCAGCGUCAGCAGCAGCAAGUGGAGCAGCCGCAGCCAUCUCCGCCUCCGGCCGACGAAGAACCCUUGCAGCGUCAGCCGAGUCGAUCUAGUACAAAGUCUUCGGACUCCUCGAGCGUUCAGGGUACGUCGUCGCCUUUGGUGGAUUCCCUGCUCAAGUCCCUUGCCAAAGAUCAACAACCACUGGAGGCCAGGAACCAGGCGACGGCCGGCAGCAGCGAGAAAGAGUCGGAGCCUAUGAAGACCAGCCUGACGGUCGAGACUAUCGCCAAUCAGGUGCAGCUGGUGCCCAAUAAUCAAGUGGGCGGCACGUCGUCGUUACCACCGCGAACGCCGAUCCCGCCGGAAUCCCUUAAGUGUAAUAUAUUGAAGGCGACUCUCGAGCAGGGAAAGAACUCGAAUUUGGUCUCCAUCACGUCCACGGACGGCACUGGAGUGACCGCGAAGAAGAAUCAACACUCGGAUGCGGCGACUAUCGUUUCCGUGGGCGGCGACAAGCUGACUCUCUCCGUGAGCGGAGCGACGACAGCGGUGAAUCCCGUGGACGACGCCGUAACUGUGACGCAUUUUUCACUGGACAGUUGGGGACAGAUCGAGCAAAAGACCACGCCGUUAAGUCCGAAAGUGUCGAACCAGUCGCAGAAUCCUUUUAAUCCGUUCACUAACGAUACUAGCAAUGACGCGUCUAACACGGCCGAGGCUUCCGAGGAGGAAGCGAAAUCGGAAGACGACACGAAGAAGAAUACCAAUCCGUUCAUAGACUCGAAUCCGUUCCUGGGCAUACUCAACCCCUUCAAAGAUUUACAACCGGUUACGACAGAGAAAAAAGUCGAGGCGGAUACAGAAAAAGCCAGUGCGCGGGUUGUUAAAACCGAGGAGAUACAAACGACCACUACGACACUUACACACAAGGACGAGAGUCAAGCGGCGUCAGACAUUAGUCCCUGGCUGGUAGCGGACCCGUCGCAAAGCCCAGCACCUGAUCAAACACCAACUAAGCAUACAAUAAUCACGAGAAAGACGGUAAUUACCACACAGUUAUAAAAUAUUUAUUAAAUAUUACAAAGGGGAAAUAAUGUCGAUGUGCAACGCGCGAGAAAAUAGCACCAACGUAUAUAUACACACAUAUUUACUUUGGUCUUCCUCGAACUGCCAACAUCUUUCCCUCUUUUUUUUUUUACUUACUUUACGAAGUGCGCGAUGUUAAUCAUGACAAUUACGACGAUUGUGACAAUUAAAGUUGGACAUGUAAAAGCCUACAUGUUAAAAAAAUAGUUUUUAUGAAAGGGUCCUAAGAUGUGUACUUAAAUAUAAAAACAGAGUACUAUUUUUAGGAAGGCAUUGCUUAAGUCACUGCUAGGAUAUCUUUCUGUCGGUUAAUAUCGUUUUAUAUGCCGACGGAGAAUUUGCGUAAUGAGAUAAGCUUUCUGUUGAUAGCGUUAUCGCGAACAUUCCUUAAUUGUACGAUGCAUUUACUUUAUGCUUUAUGUGGUGAUAAGACAAGUGUCCUUAUAAUCUGCCAACAUGUAUAACAAAGUGCAUAUACGAGGUCUAUUCGCGUUAAACACACUAUUAUUAUGUUUGUUUUUCUUUUUGCAAUUUUAUAUUUCUACCUGCACAGGACAAAUGUACUUCGUUUUCUUUAAUUAUGGAAAGUAAUAGAGCGCAGCUAAGACGAACAGACCUACAUAUUUCGUGAGGCAACGUGUAUUGCUCGCGUCUAAAUAUAAAGCCUAUGCAUUUAUAAGGUAGCACUUUUAUAUUAGCAGCCAUUGUGCCUUUCAAUUUAACGUGCGAUAGAUGAAUUUGCGAAUAUUAAAAACGAAAAAAUUAUAUUCGCUGUGACUGAUUAAAAAUAUAAGUAUUACAUUCCCGUUAUACAAUAUCGUAUAAAUUAUAUAAAUAAUCGCUAAUAAAUAGACUUGACCAAAACUUUUGAGAACACUUUUGUCAGUAAAGAUAUUAUAGAUUCGCUAAUUAGUCAGGUCAAUUGAUGACGUUGAUUCUAUCCACUCCUUUUGAGAUUUAAUGUAUUUAUGUAUUAUAACGAUGACAAUAAUCGAUAGGUAAACAAAGAAUUGAUACGCGAAUCAUCGCCAGUCUUAGGUAAAACACAACUCGUGCCUGAAACAUGCAGCUAUAGAGAUGUUCGUAUUUACUAUUCCAUGCCUAUGAAACUAUGAAAUCGAAUUUUUAUGUAUAUAUAACAGAGUAUAUAUAUAUAUGUAGAUUAUUAUCCUGAGAUAUUUUUUCGUAAUUUGUUCCUUUCUCUCUCAUACUCUUCUUUCUAUAUGCCAUAAUUUUGAUACGCAUCAAAAUAGAUACACGUGUAUAUCAUGUGUAUAUCACCACGCUAUGUCAUUAUUUUAUAUGUAUGUAUAGAGGAUGUUCCAGUUCAAACGUGUAUGAUUUUAAGAUUCCAUUAUCGCGUGUAACGAGGACAUAGCUGUUGCUUAUAAAGUGAUAUGACGUUUUUACAUAACACUUAAUACAAACAAUGCAUUGAAUUACGAGCGGAACCAUCCCUGUAUUUAAUUAUCAUGCAAUCAUUUGUUACAAUGGGAGGAGGCAGCGCUUGUCCUCCUUUCAAUUGGUUCAAUUUUAUGUUGCGUUUCCGUAAGUCUAAGUGUAUUGUAUACAGUAUUUAACAUUAUUGCAAUGUAUUGUAUUUGAUUAAAUAUUAUUGUAUUUAGAGUCAAGAAAUGAGCGUAUAUAUAUAUUGUAUUUUCAAAUCUAAUAUAUCUACCAUCAUAUGUAUAUGUAUAUAUGUAUACAUAUAUAUAUACACAAUAUUAUAAUGAAUGAUCAAUACCCUGAUGUAUUCCGUCCUAAAGUGUCCUACACAUUCGAUAUUAUGUAGUUAUAAUUUUUGUCUUUUAAUAAAAUAAAUAUAUCAUUAAUACAUUGCUUAUGUUUCCGUGAUUAUUAAUGCAAUAUAUUGUAUUAAUUAAUAAUUGGAGAAAGAAGAAGUAUACCGAAAUUAACGAAGAAAUACUAAUUGUAAGUCGAUUAUAUUCCACCUAAUGAAAAAUGUCCAUACUGCAAUAUUCUAAUAAAAGUCUUUAUAAAAA
Vollenhovia emeryi is the source of this 4843-nucleotide messenger RNA. RefSeq names its product band 4.1-like protein 5 (gene yrt). The transcript is spliced from 7 exons. Bases 648 to 2816 code for a protein of 722 amino acids. The record is from RefSeq and is a predicted model, not a curated record. Gene Ontology annotation, molecular function: cytoskeletal protein binding. NCBI's taxonomy places the organism in Eukaryota, Metazoa, Arthropoda, Insecta, Hymenoptera, Formicidae. Gene Ontology annotation, cellular component: cytoskeleton.